Aspergillus clavatus NRRL 1 is the source of this 915-nucleotide messenger RNA. Its product is annotated as cardiolipin synthase. The record is from RefSeq and is a predicted model, not a curated record. Gene Ontology annotation, biological process: cardiolipin biosynthetic process. NCBI's taxonomy places the organism in Eukaryota, Fungi, Ascomycota, Eurotiomycetes, Eurotiales, Aspergillaceae. Gene Ontology annotation, molecular function: cardiolipin synthase activity. The coding region runs from base 1 to 915 and encodes 304 amino acids. Gene Ontology annotation, cellular component: membrane; mitochondrion. The transcript is spliced from 4 exons.
AUGACCGCUAUUGCUCUUCUCCCAGUGCCAACUCGUGCACUGAGGCAGUGUUCGAGUCUCACGUGGAGAACCAUGUUUUGUCCACUCGGAUCUACUUCCGCCGCCUACAGAGAAUGGCACGGUUCUGGGAUGAGAGAUCUGCGCCGUGCCACGAUAUCUACAUUGUCUGUUCAAUGUGUAUCGGUACAGAAAAGUUCUGCAUUGGAUCCUAAAAGGUCUCCGGUUCUUUCCAAAAUCCCUCUCCCUACUCAUGAGAAUAUCUACACUAUCCCCAACAUCCUUACAUUCUCCCGUCUCGUUGCUGCACCCCUGGUAGGCUACUUCCUGGUCCACGACCAGCAUGCGGCUGCCCUUUCUUUAUUCGUCUAUGCUGGUCUUACAGAUCUCGUUGAUGGCUAUAUUGCCCGGCGAUAUAAUCUUCAGACCGUUGUCGGGACUAUCAUUGAUCCCAUGGCCGAUAAACUGUUGAUGACUAUCGGUGUUGCUUGCUUAGCAGUCAAUGGCUCAAUUCCUGUGUGGCUGGCUGUUAUCAUCCUUGGCCGGGAUGUUGGCCUUGCGCUCUCGGCGAUCUAUUAUCGGUGGAUAUCGCUUCCACCACCAAAGACCAUGGCACGGUAUUGGGAUUUCUCGCUGCCCUCUGCUGAAGUGAAGCCAACAGGCAUCUCAAAGGUCAAUACGGCACUGCAACUCUUGCUUGUGGGAUCUGCAAUUGCAUUGCCUGUUGUCCCAGAGGCAGUUCUCGAUGCAUGGAAUUUGAGAGAAGGAAUGACCGCAUUGCAAUACCUCGUCGCGGCUACCACUAUCUGGUCAGGGCUCAGCUACGUCUUCUCCAAGGACGCAGUCAAGAUCUUGACCAAGGAGGAAAUUCAGCGACGCCUCACCAGAUCCAGCGCGACGAAAAAGAAGUCUUCGUGA